Coffea eugenioides is the source of this 1278-nucleotide messenger RNA. RefSeq names its product transcription factor MYB62. The coding region runs from base 105 to 1064 and encodes 319 amino acids. The record is from RefSeq and is a predicted model, not a curated record. The transcript has 3 exons. Gene Ontology annotation, cellular component: nucleus. NCBI's taxonomy places the organism in Eukaryota, Viridiplantae, Streptophyta, Magnoliopsida, Gentianales, Rubiaceae. Gene Ontology annotation, biological process: regulation of DNA-templated transcription. Gene Ontology annotation, molecular function: sequence-specific DNA binding; DNA-binding transcription factor activity.
UAGCUUUACAUUCUCAUCCAUUCUUCGCCUUACGCAUUUAAUCUACUUAUAUAAACCCCCUCAAACCAGUACUAUUUCCCUUGUCUAAAACUUGCUAGUGUAUAAUGAGCAAAGGAAGGAUUACUACUAAAAGCACAAGCAAUCCAAAUGAAGAAGAAGGAUCAUCAAUUGACCUAAGAAGAGGGCCAUGGACUCUGGAGGAGGAUAACCUUCUUAUCCAUUACAUAACAUGCAAUGGUGAAGGUCGAUGGAAUUCACUAGCUAAAUGUGCAGGGUUGAAAAGAACAGGGAAAAGUUGCAGAUUGAGGUGGUUAAAUUACUUAAAACCAGACAUUAAGCGUGGAAAUCUCACCCCGCAGGAACAACUUCUGAUACUAGAACUCCAUUCCAAGUGGGGAAACAGGUGGUCAAAAAUUGCACAGCACCUGCCGGGAAGAACAGAUAAUGAAAUCAAGAACUAUUGGAGAACAAGGGUGCAGAAGCAGGCACGACAACUAAACGUUGACUCUAACAGCAAGAAAUUUCUGGAAGCGAUCAAGUGUUUUUGGAUGCCAAGAUUGCUUGAAAAGAUGGAGCAGAGUUCAUCACUCUCCUCCUCAUCAUCCAUUUCUUCCAUUUCUACCCUAGACAAUCAUAAUUCCGCCUCUCCUUCUUUAGCAACUAAUAAAACCCCUUUGGCAUCAUCAUCUCCAUUGGCGGACUCGAAAAAAUGUUCAUCAGAUUCUGUGAGAAUAAUGCUGCUGCAGCAGCCAGCUGCUCAGAGUCAGGAAAAUCCCAAUAGCAGUCCUGUUCAAACCUAUGGCAAGAACAACUCUGCAUGCAACAAUUCAAUUGAGGAGGAUAGUUGUUACCAUGUGGACAUGACUAGCUAUCCUGAUGGAGAGGUUUUCAGCCAUCACCAACCUCCUGAGAUGUCAGCCGAAGCAAUGGAAUCUCCGGACAUGAAUUUCUCAGAAUGUCAGAUUUCAGAAGCUGAUAAUUGGUUUAAUGAUGACAUGUCAGCAGGUGCUUUUUGGAACACGGAUGAACUGUGGCAUUUCAGAAAGCCGGAGGUGGGCAUCUAGAUAAUUACUAGAUUACAGAUUCUAGAGUUUUGAGUGGCAUUAUUGUUCAUUAGCUGCUCUAGUUAGCCUGGCCAAAAAAAAAAAAACUGCUCUAGUUAGAGGGCCAAACUACUGUUCAUUUAUGUUCAAGAUCAGGGACUUAAUCUGUAUUGGCCUGACUUUUUGUCCAUAUGUUAUCAUCCAAAUAUACAAGGAAAGCUUUCUAGGUAGCUAA